AUGGGGGUGCCGGAUAUGCAGCUCGAGUUCUUUCCGCAAGGACGGGAGACGUCUCAGAAGGGCUUCUGUGCCCUCUUUCUUUGGUGCCCUGGCCACCUGAAGCUGAAGUACCGACUCGAGGUCGGCAGCCACGCCUCGAUCGAUGAGGUCGCCAACAUGUGCUUGAGCAAGGGCUGCAAUGCAUUUGGGGAAGGCGAGCAGUCAUUGUACCAAGGCAAGUAUGGAAGCCUCAAUGGCCAUGAGACGGGAUGGGAAGAUAUGGGCCGGCCACAGUAUUCAGUGAGCUUGGUCAAGCAAACAUUUGAUCUUGGGCCCGGCCGGGUGCGCUCUGUUUGUGUGCGAUUGAUUGGCUGGCUCUACCAGGGCAGUGCCAGGGCAGCAGAAUGCUCCGAAAUGACAGAGCCACUGGCUUUCCUCUCGCCUGCGCCAGGUCAGGGUACGAACCCGUGCCUUUCACGGGCGACAUCAGGCUUGGACAUUGCAACGGUGCCAACGCUGAUGCAUGGUGCAACAGGUCCAGUCUUCACCGCAAUCGGGGCCCAAAAAGGGCACACGGCAGCCUUGGCCGUGGCAGUGGCAGGUUGCCUUACACUGGGCAGGCAGCUUUCUCGUGGGGUCCGAGUGCAGCGGCGUGCAGAGGAGGCGGAGCCGCACCUGGAGCCCUCUGAGAAGUCUAUUGAGACAAUGAUGAAGUUCUCCAAUCAGUAUGCCAAGGUCACGGGCACGAAGUACUGUGAGGAUAAGAGUGUUCCGGCCGUGGUCAUUGUCGGCCUGGCCUUGCACAAGGAGCUGCAUUCGAGCUUUGAGACCUUGGGCGCUCCACUCUGCCCUUGCCGGCACUAUGAGGACAAGGAGAAAGAGGUAAAGGAUGGGUACUGGAACUGUCCAUGCGUUCCAAUGCGCGAAAGGCACGAGUGUCACUGCAUGCUCUUCCUGAAGGAUGACAAUCCGUUCGCGUCUGAGUGCUCCAAUAUCGAUCUGGAGGAGAUCAUGAAGCUGAAGGAUGGUUAG
Symbiodinium sp. CCMP2592 is the source of this 1011-nucleotide messenger RNA. The record is from the annotation of a GenBank genome assembly. Lineage: Eukaryota; Dinophyceae; Suessiales; Symbiodiniaceae.